CAAUGUAAUCUCGUUGGGCACCAGCAGCAGAACUCUUCUGUUCAAAAUGGUUUAUGGUGAAUUUUUCCGCAGACCUGGCAAAGACGCAGAACUUAUCAAUUUGAAUGUGGGUGGCUUUAAGCAAUCAGUGGAUCAAAGCACCUUGCUCCGAUUUCCCCAUACCAGACUUGGGAAACUUCUGAAAUGCCAUUCAGAAGAGGCUAUUUUAGAACUGUGUGAUGAUUAUAGUGUUGCAGACAAGGAAUAUUACUUUGACAGGAAUCCUUCCUUGUUCCGAUAUGUUCUGAAUUUUUACUAUACGGGCAAACUUCAUGUCAUGGAAGAACUUUGUGUCUUUUCCUUCUGCCAGGAAAUAGAGUACUGGGGGAUAAAUGAGCUGUUUAUUGAUUCUUGCUGCAGCAAUCGGUACCAAGAAAGGAAAGAAGAAGGUCCUGAGAAAGACUGGGAUCAGAAGAGCAAUGACAGAAGUAUAGACUCCUCUAACGAAGAGUCAUCCAUAUUUGAUAAAGAGCUGGAAAAGUUUGACAAUCUGUGUUUUGGUGAAAUAAGAAAGAAGAUCUGGGUCAGAAUGGAAAAUCCUGCAUACUGCUUGUCUGCCAAGUUAAUUGCCGUGUCGUCCCUGAGUGUUGUCCUGGCGUCAAUCGUGGCCAUGUGCAUUCACAGCAUGCCAGAGUUUCAAAGGCUGGAUGCCAAUGACAGGGAGAUUGAAGACCCUGUGCUGGAAGCUGUGGAGAUUACGUGCAUCAUCUGGUUCACUGCUGAGCUAGUGAUCAGGCUCAUCACUGCUCCGAGUCAAAAGAAGUUCUGGAAGAAACCACUGAAUAUCAUUGAUUUUGUCUCUAUUAUCCCAUUUUAUGCCACAUUGGCUGUGGACACGAAGGAAGAAGAAAGUGAAGAUAUUGAAAACAUGGGAAAAGUGGUUCAGAUCCUGCGGUUAAUGAGGAUAUUUCGCAUCCUGAAACUGGCCAGACAUUCUGUAGGACUACGGUCUUUAGGUGCCACAUUGCGACAUAGCUAUCAAGAAGUUGGACUUCUGCUUUUGUUUUUGUCUGUUGGGAUUUCUAUCUUUUCAGUGCUUGUCUACUCAGUGGAGAAAGAUGAUGACUCAUCAGAACUGCACAGCAUCCCUGUUUGCUGGUGGUGGGCAACCAUCAGCAUGACCACUGUUGGUUAUGGGGACACUUACCCAGUCACGCUUGCUGGAAAGCUGCUCGGCACCCUAUGCAUUAUCUGUGGGAUACUAGUGGUAGCACUUCCAAUUACCAUUAUUUUCAAUAAGUUUUCUAAGUACUAUCAAAAACAAAAAGAUAUUGAUCCAGACCAAUGCAACAAUGAUCGCAAAGAGAAGUGUAAUGACCUACCUUAUUUUAACAUUAGGGAUAUUUAUGCAAAAAAGAUGCACUCCUUCAUUUCUAGCCUUUCUUCAGUAGGAAUUGUAGUCAGUGACCAAGAUUCAACAGAUGCCUCCAGCAUCCAAGAUAUGGAGGAAAUUUAUAACACAUCAUCUUUAGAGAAUGGUACAGGAAAAUGA
Molecule: messenger RNA, 1531 nt
Organism: Charadrius vociferus (killdeer)
Lineage: Eukaryota; Metazoa; Chordata; Aves; Charadriiformes; Charadriidae
Gene: KCNS3
Product: potassium voltage-gated channel, delayed-rectifier, subfamily S, member 3
Exons: 1
Coding region: 47-1531 (494 amino acids)
Biological process (GO): potassium ion transmembrane transport; protein homooligomerization
Cellular component (GO): voltage-gated potassium channel complex; membrane
Molecular function (GO): voltage-gated potassium channel activity; protein binding
Source: RefSeq, a predicted model, not a curated record